CAUGGACCUGCCCCCGCAGCUCUCCUUCGCUCUCUACGCAGCUGCCUUUACGCUGGGCUUCCCGCUCAAUGCCCUGGCCAUUGGGGGCGCCGUGUCCCACGCCCGGCUCCGCCUCACCCCCAGCCUUGUCUAUGCCCUCCACCUGGGCUGCUCUGACCUCCUGCUGGCAGCCUCUCUGCCCCUGAAGGCAGUGGAGGCCCUGGCCUUGGGCGCCUGGCCUCUGCCGGCCCCACUCUGUCCUGCCUUUGCCCUGGCCCACUUCGCUCCGCUCUAUGCUGGCGGGGGCUUCCUGGCUGCCCUGAGUGUCGGCCGCUACCUAGGGGCUGCCUUCCCCUUGGGCUACCAAGCGGCCCGGAGGCCACGCUAUUCCUGGGGGGUGUGUGCGGCCAUAUGGGCCCUUGUCCUCUGUCACCUGGGGCUGGUGUUUGGGUUGGAGGCUCCGGGAGGCUGGAUGGACAAUACCACCAGCUCCCUGGGGAUCAACACGCCAGUCAACGGCUCUCCAGUCUGCCUGGAGGCCUGGGACCCAGCCUCAGCGGGCCCUGCUCGCCUCAGCCUCUCUCUCCUGCUCUUCUUCCUGCCCCUGAGCAUUACAGCCUUCUGCUACGUGGGCUGCCUCCGGGCACUGGUCCGCUCAGGCCUGAGCCACAGACGGAAGCUAAGGGCAGCCUGGGUGGCCGGCGGGGCUCUGCUCACGCUGCUGCUCUGCUUAGGACCUUACAACGCCUCCAACGUGGCUGGCUUCCUGCACCCCAACAUGGGAGGCUACUGGCGGAAACUGGGGCUCAUCACAGGGGCUUGGAGUGUGGUGCUCAACCCGCUGGUGACUGGCUACUUGGGAGGGGGUGCUGGGCGGGUAACAAGUGUGGCAAGAACAAAAGGAGGGACAUCCCAGAAGUAGUAGCC
Molecule: messenger RNA, 906 nt
Organism: Leptonychotes weddellii (Weddell seal)
Lineage: Eukaryota; Metazoa; Chordata; Mammalia; Carnivora; Phocidae
Gene: FFAR1
Product: free fatty acid receptor 1
Biological process (GO): positive regulation of cytosolic calcium ion concentration; response to fatty acid; G protein-coupled receptor signaling pathway
Cellular component (GO): plasma membrane
Molecular function (GO): bioactive lipid receptor activity
Source: RefSeq, a predicted model, not a curated record